This is a messenger RNA of Nothobranchius furzeri (turquoise killifish), 1841 nucleotides long. The record is from RefSeq and is a predicted model, not a curated record. Lineage: Eukaryota; Metazoa; Chordata; Actinopteri; Cyprinodontiformes; Nothobranchiidae.
UUUGGGUCAAUCCAAAAGUACCAUAAUUUCCAGUAUAGUUACUCCCAAUUUACAUCAAUACAUGUUUAUUUCAAUCCAAGCUAAAAUUUCUUUUAAGAGACUGAUGUAAUGCCAGAUUCUCAGUGACAUGUUUUGUAAUGAUAAAGUUUUGAUUUGUAUAUUUUCAGCCACAUCUUCACUACCAGGAGAAAAAAAUCUGCAUCAACUACAAAGUAAAGCAGAUGGACUCCUUUGCCUUGAAAGUAAUUUUUGGACAACAGAGUGAGAAGCUUGUGCUCUCUUCAGGAAUACCCAGGACUGUUGAGGAGUUGCAUGAGACAGUGAGAGAGACAUUUGGGCUAGUUGAGGAUUUCACAUUGCUCUAUUAUGAUGACUCAUUUGGAGAUUUCUUUACACUUCAUUCUCCCAACCAAAUCAAAGAUAGGGGUACAGUCAAAGCUGUGGUCAUUCCAUCAGUAGUGCUUACAUUGAUUCCUCAGUGUGAAAAUCCCUCAGAUGUAAGUUCACUGAAUGAAAGUUCAAGCUCUUCAACCUAUAAAACCACAAAGGACCAAACAGAUGGAUCAUCUCUGUCUUCAGACAACACUGUCAUACUCUCCCCUCUUCAAAGUCCUCUGAAGACUCAAUGGCCAGAUGAAAUUGUCAUUCCACUUUUCUCUGUGGCAACAGAGACUGUACUGAAAAAUGCCAAUGAAGUCUUUGUUCAAAAUGGCACUGUGCUGAACAAUACUUCAUUCAAGUCAGAUAUAAUGGAAAAAUUAGCUGAUUAUAUGUACAGCUACACAGCCUACCCUACUGGCCUUCAGAUUGGAGAAGUGGCAGAGGCUCUGGUCAAAAAGCACCCAUGUCUGACAGAGCCAGGCAGUCGUAAUGGCUGGAUGGGAUGGAUGUAUAGUCUUAAAUACAAGAUGGGAAAUUACAGGUCAAAGUUACGAAGUCUUGGAGUUCCAGAGGUAACUUUCAACUCACUGAAGAACAAGCACCCUGAUGACAAGGCUCCAGCGAAGAACAUAAAGAAGGCGCGGAAAGAAGUGCUGUUUCUGCCACACUAUCCAGGACAAGAUGGUAAAGAACAGCAAGAGCUGGAGCGACAACAACUAAUUGAUGAGUGUAAGAAGAAAAACAGCACAGCCAUCAAGGAUUUAAUGUGCAAAACCUUUGCACAUAGAAGACAUGAUAUUAUCAGCCAACAGCUGAGUGUCAGCAACAUCAAGGACAGAUGGCCGGCGUUGUUUGACAUCUCCCAACCAGCCAGAAGAUGUCCAGGGAGACCAUCCGUCUGUGACCAUCCUGCCAGACCGGCUACAUCAUGUCGUAUGACCGACAUGACGUCUGCAUGGGCUGCCUCGGUCCUCACCAUGCGGACCUGGCCCUCACACCUUAUUCCUAUUGCCGCUCCUGUUAGCUCCUCCCACCAGAGGAAAAGCAGCAGAGGUCAGCCUUUUUCAAGGCUGAUGCUGAGGAGGCGUUCCCGCUAAGAGAGAGGUACUCACUGGAAGAAGCCAUCGAGUUCUUCGAUGGUGGGCCAGAAUUGGAUGAUUCCACCCACUGUGAGGAAAACGGCAGUGGUGGCAGCUCCACUGCCUCCCAGCUGGGCAGCCUGGCGACAGAAGGGAGGCGAAUAAACGGACGCUCAUCCAUCCCUGGCCUUCACAUGUCGGCGAGGACGCCUCUCCCAGUUGUUGGUGCGCUGCUCCUGGAUCUGCCUGCAUCAUCCAUGAGGAUGCUGGUGAGAAGGGACUUCCCGUCCCUCAGCCUGCUCCACCCCCAUCGGAUGAUCUGGCGGGAAGGUAUGGCUCCGCUCACUCUCGUUGUCCAGAUCCCAUCUGGCCUCAGUUCCC